AUGAUAUGCGAAAAGGAGGAGGAGGAGGAGGAGGAGGAGGAGGAGGAGGAGGAGGAGGAGGAGGAGGAGGAGGAGGAGGAGGGAGGGCUCAACGACGGAGGAGGAGGAAGAGGAGGAGGAGGAGGAGAAGGGAAGGAGGAGGAGGAGGAGGAGGAGGAGGAGGAGGAGGAGGAGGAGGAGGAGGAGGAGGAGGAGGAGGAGGAGGAGGAGGAGGAGGAGGAAGGAGCAUGGAAAUCGAAAAAUGCAGAGGGUCAGGGAGAGGGAACUUAG
Closterium sp. Naga37s-1 is the source of this 270-nucleotide messenger RNA. Lineage: Eukaryota; Viridiplantae; Streptophyta; Zygnematophyceae; Desmidiales; Closteriaceae. The record is from the annotation of a GenBank genome assembly.